AUGAUGGCGGCGUGUGACCCGCGCCAUGGCCGCUACCUCACCGUGGCCACUGUAUUCCGCGGGCCCAUGUCCAUGAAGGAGGUGGACGAGCAGAUGCUGGCCAUCCAGAACAAGAACAGUAGCUACUUUGUGGAGUGGAUCCCCAGUAACAUCAAGAUGGCCGUGUGUGACAUCGCACCCCGCGGCCUCAAGAUGGCCUCCACGUUCAUCGGCAACAGUACAGCCAUCCAGGAGCUGUUCAAGCGCAUCUCGGAGCAGUUUGCGGCCAUGUUCCGCCGCAAGACCUUCCUGCACUGGUUCACAGGGGAGGGCAUGGACGAGAUGGAGCUCACUGAGGCAGAGAGUAACAUGAACGACCUAGUGUCUGAAUACCAGCAGUACCAGGAGGCCACGGCCAAUGAUGAGGAAGAAGAGCUCAAUGAGUAA
Messenger RNA from Coregonus sp. 'balchen', 426 nucleotides. NCBI's taxonomy places the organism in Eukaryota, Metazoa, Chordata, Actinopteri, Salmoniformes, Salmonidae. The record is from the annotation of a GenBank genome assembly.